Molecule: messenger RNA, 846 nt
Organism: Brassica rapa (field mustard)
Lineage: Eukaryota; Viridiplantae; Streptophyta; Magnoliopsida; Brassicales; Brassicaceae
Product: cysteine-rich receptor-like protein kinase 41
Source: RefSeq, a predicted model, not a curated record
AUGGUUAUGACAUGUUCUUCUUCUCGAUCACAACACUUGUUGUUCUUCUCGUUCUUGUUCUUUUUCAUCCCUUUUCUCAGCUUAGCACAACCAAUCACCGUCAACAUAGACAGUUCUAUAUGGAACUUCCCUUCAAACACAACAUGUUUAUGCCCCCAACAAAGCAACUUCUCCCGAUCAUUAUUCUCCAACAACCUUAACCGUCUUGUCUCUUUAAUCCCUUCUCGCCAUUCCAACACCUACAACUUCUACAACUUUUUGGUCGGUGAUCAAGAACGAGUAGAAGCCAUUGGACUCUGCAACAGAGUACUCACACGAGUAGAUUGUCUCAAUUGUAUCUCCCAAGCUGCAGUAAACCUAACCACAACUUACUGUCCAGCUCAUAGAGAAGCUUACGUGCGAGCCACGAAAUGUAUGUUUCGUUACUCAGACAAACCCAUUCUAGGGAAACUCGAAACGAGUCCAGUCUUGGAGGCAGCAAAGCCUAAUGAUGCAGCGGGAGAUAAAGACGAGUUUAUUCGUUUGCAAAGCGAGUUACUUAACCGACUCAGACAAGAAGCUGCAGCAGGUGGAGUUAAGAGGAAGUAUGCUCAAGGAAGCGGUACUGGUCCGAAACCUAACACGACAUUCUUUGCUGCCGUCCAAUGCACGCCAGAUUUGUCUGAGAAAGAUUGCAACAACUGUCUCAACUAUGGUUUUGGAAACGCGACCAAAGGGAGAUUAGGGCUCAGAUGGUUUUGUCCUAGCUGUAGCUUUCAGAUAGAGACUAACUUGAGAUUCUUCCUUAUCGAGAGCGAGUAUGAGUCUGAUCUACCAAGAAAUCCAAGACCAGAACAGAUGAUUUGA